AUGUCAUUUUUUUGCUUACCGAUAGUUUGUGGAACAAGGCAGUGGGAUAAACCUUAUGAUCCUGAUCCUCGAUUGAACUCUAUCUACUGUCCAAACUGUCAUAACAACAGUGUCGGUCCCGUGAAGCGCCGAGAAUUUAUCACACUGUGGUUUAUACCGCUAUUUCCGAUCUACUGGGGGAAACAACUACGUUGCCCCAUCUGCCAAUGGCGCCAGGACUUUAAGAACCGUGAGCAACUGCAAAAAGUGGUGAAUGAACAGGGGAAUAUACACAAGGGAGCCGGACCCAUGUGA
This is a messenger RNA of Torulaspora delbrueckii, 294 nucleotides long. RefSeq lists its product as uncharacterized. Bases 1 to 294 code for a protein of 97 amino acids. The record is from RefSeq and is a predicted model, not a curated record. Lineage: Eukaryota; Fungi; Ascomycota; Saccharomycetes; Saccharomycetales; Saccharomycetaceae. The transcript has a single exon.